CUCCGCUGCUCUACCCGCGCGGCUGCUGCCGCCGCCGCCGCUGUCCUCCUAGCAGCGCGGACGGGUCGGACCGCCUAGGCAGCCGGCGCCUGGCGAUGAGAAGCCGCGCGGCCGCGGACCCAGGGACUGGCAAAGUUUCCCAGACGUGCGGAUUGGGGUGCACGGCUGCCGGGCACUCGUGACCUCUCUGCGAAAGGUUCAGGGAUUUUUAAUUUGGAAAAAAAUUCACCUCAUUUGCUUCGUCAACCUCUCUGUCCGGGUGGUCCGCGGCAGGAGCUGCAAACUUGGGCGCAGCGGCUCCACAGCCAGAGACCAGGGUUUUGGAGAACCUCAGGUCUCAGGUGCUGGGGCGCCCAGCAGCUCCGGGAGUGCUACUGAGUGUGAGCGCGGGGGAGUCCGGGGCGCGAGGCAAGGAGGGGCCCCCGGGAGCUAUAUAUGGAGGAGGGAGCCCAGAAUGGUGUGCACCAGGAAGACCAAAACUUUGGUGUCCACUUGCGUGAUCCUGAGCGGCAUGACUAACAUUAUAUGCCUGCUCUACGUGGGCUGGGUCACCAACUACAUCGCCAGCGUGUAUGUGCGGGGGCAGGAGCCGGCGCCCGACAAGAAACUGGAGGAAGACAAAGGGGACACUCUGAAGAUUAUUGAGCGACUGGACCACCUGGAGAAUGUCAUCAAACAGCACAUCCAAGAGGCUCCUCCCAGGCCUGAGGAGGCAGAGGCUGAGCCCUUCACAGACUCCUCUCUGUUUGCACACUGGGGCCAGGAGCUCAGCCCCGAAGGCCGGCGUGUGGCUCUGAAGCAGUUCCAGUACUACGGCUACAACGCCUACCUCAGUGACCGCCUGCCCCUCGACCGGCCCCUGCCUGACCUCAGACCCAGUGGGUGCCGCAACCUCUCGUUCCCCGACAGCCUGCCGGAGGUGAGCAUCGUGUUCAUCUUCGUCAAUGAAGCCCUCUCGGUGCUGCUGCGCUCCAUCCACUCGGCCAUCGAGCGCACGCCCCCACACCUGCUCAAGGAGAUCAUCCUGGUGGACGACAACAGCAGUAACGAGGAACUGAAGGAGAAGCUGACGGCAUACGUGGACAAAGUGAAUGGCCAGAAGCCGGGCUUCAUCAAAGUCGUGCGCCACAGCAAGCAAGAGGGCCUCAUCCGUGCCAGGGUCAGCGGCUGGCGGGCGGCCACUGCCCCUGUGGUGGCGCUUUUUGAUGCUCAUGUGGAGUUCAAUGUAGGCUGGGCUGAACCUGUACUCACCCGCAUAAAGGAGAACCGGAAACGGAUCAUCUCACCCUCCUUUGAUAACAUCAAAUAUGAUAACUUUGAGAUAGAAGAGUACCCAUUGGCUGCGCAGGGCUUUGACUGGGAGCUGUGGUGUCGCUACCUAAAUCCCCCCAAGUCCUGGUGGAAGCUGGAGAACUCAACAGCCCCCAUCAGGAGCCCUGCCCUCAUUGGCUGCUUCAUUGUGGACCGGCAGUACUUCCAGGAGAUUGGCCUGCUGGACGAGGGCAUGGAGGUCUACGGGGGUGAGAAUGUCGAGCUCGGGAUCAGGGUGUGGCAGUGUGGCGGGAGCGUGGAGGUCCUGCCCUGCUCGAGGAUUGCCCACAUUGAGCGAGCCCACAAGCCCUACACAGAGGACCUCACUGCCCAUGUCCGCAGGAACGCCCUCCGGGUGGCUGAAGUCUGGAUGGAUGAAUUUAAAAGCCAUGUCUACAUGGCAUGGAACUUACCCCAAGAGGACUCAGGAGUUGACAUCGGGGACAUCACGGCAAGAAAGGCUCUGAGGAAACAGUUGCAGUGCAAGACCUUCCGGUGGUACCUGGUCAGCGUGUACCCGGAGAUGAGGAUGUACUCCGACAUCAUCGCCUACGGUGUGCUGCAGAAUUCCCUGAAGACAGAUUUGUGUCUUGAUCAGGGGCCAGAUACGGAGAAUGUUCCCAUCAUGUACAUCUGCCAUGGGAUGACGCCCCAGAAUGUGUACUACACGAGCAGCCAGCAGAUCCACGUGGGCAUCCUGAGCCCCACAGUCGAUGACGAUGACAACCGCUGCCUGGUGGACGUCAACAGCCGGCCACGGCUGAUGGAAUGCAGUUACGCCAAAGCCAAGAGGAUGAAGCUUCAUUGGCAGUUCUCUCAGGGAGGCCCCAUCCAGAACCGCAAGUCCAAGCGCUGCCUGGAGCUGCAGGAGAACAGUGACCUGGAGUUCGGCUUCCAGCUGGUGUUGCAGAAGUGCUCGGGCCAGCACUGGAGCAUCACCAACGUCCUGAGGAGCCUGGCGUCCUGACCCCCGGCGUCACCCCUGAUGCCCCUUUGCUACUGUGUAGCACCCGCUGCAACGCUGCCUGCUGUCUGUGGGGUUGUUUGGAGUCUGGGGGAGCCAGCUUAGUGGGCCCCCAACAAGAGCUUUUUAUUUCCUAUUCAAUUUUCAUGGAGUUUAUAGCAAGAUGCUGAAUGGUAGGUGAGGGUAUAAUUAUCAUAAACUAUUUUACAGCUGUAAAUAGGGGACAAAUGGAAAAUAUUUAUAACUGACAAUAAAAUAUGAUUGAUUAAGAAAAAGG
Molecule: messenger RNA, 2552 nt
Organism: Nycticebus coucang (slow loris)
Lineage: Eukaryota; Metazoa; Chordata; Mammalia; Primates; Lorisidae
Gene: GALNT18
Product: polypeptide N-acetylgalactosaminyltransferase 18
Exons: 11
Coding region: 455-2278 (607 amino acids)
Cellular component (GO): Golgi apparatus
Source: RefSeq, a predicted model, not a curated record